Uranotaenia lowii is the source of this 3960-nucleotide messenger RNA. RefSeq lists its product as uncharacterized. The transcript has 4 exons. The coding region runs from base 934 to 3645 and encodes 903 amino acids. Gene Ontology annotation, molecular function: protein binding. Gene Ontology annotation, cellular component: plasma membrane. The record is from RefSeq and is a predicted model, not a curated record. Lineage: Eukaryota; Metazoa; Arthropoda; Insecta; Diptera; Culicidae.
GGUUCGUAACGAUCGUUAAUCGGGAGUUGUAGAACGAAACAUUCAUUUGCGGGUGCUUGUUCGAAGCUGAGGUUUAGAUUUGUCGAAAUUUCUAUAGAUUGUUCAAGUUUCACGCUAUCAGCUGAUUAGGGCAACGCGAUCGAGUCAACGAGUUCACGCCUCAACGUUGACAUGUGCUUUCGUUGUUGUCCUAAGGAGCGGCUAGAAGGUUAAGAGCUUAUUUCGCAAAUAAGCAGCUUAAUUGUUGCAGUUUAACGCGGUUGAACUGUACGAAUGAGCCGCAGUUUAUGGUAUUGUGGGUUGGGGACAACUUUCCAAUCGUUACGCGACAGCUGAGUAGCACUUUUUGGCCGCUCUCGAGUGACAAGUGUGGGGUGUUUUUUUAGUUCGUUCGUUUAUGAUCGCUGAAUGGCUUUCAUGAUUUAAAAUGCCCAUGUGGUAUCAGCCGGUGUGAUUAUGCCGAGGCGCGAUAUGCUAAUGUGAUGUGGGGCAACGGGGGGUCAUUCUCGUUCGUGAUCAAUCUCCAAAAAUCUAUGAAAGCCGAUACUGGCAGGCCCAAAAAAGUGUAACCGGCCACUAGUUCGGCGGCAGCAAGUGUUAUGGAAAUUAUUCGCUAAAUGAAUAACAAUCUGAAUCUGAAUGUGGAAACGAGUUUCGCGAGCAACUCGGCACAGAAGUUGUUUAUUUUUAAAAAAGAAAUAAAUAAAAACGUCCACCGAGAUGUGAGCUUUUCGACCUACGACGCACAAAGAUUUCAAUUGCACAAUUUGGUUCCACAAGCCACGGAAUAAGUUAAAAACAAGCGAAGAAAAACAACAAGGAUCGUUGCGCAGAGGCGUUGAUCAAUGAUUGCCACCCACGCUAACGACACAGAGAGAUAGAGAGAGGCAGCAGCGUUAACUUCAGCUUUAGGAUAGGAAAUAGCCUGUGACGAUGCCUGGUGCGGGACCACCUCGAUCGUUGUUGGCAUCGGAACAAAUGGCGUCUCCGGAGGUUGAUGCGCGAAAGAUUGACAUCACCCGUCUGAUGCGUCCAAGUCGUUGGAGCCGAGAUCGAUGGAGACGUCGCAGCUGCAGCAUCGGCAGUGUCAUCGUUGCAAGAUUAGUGCAUCAAUCAAGAUUCUACAUAGUCAUGUGUCUAGUCACGGCUUACCUGCUAGCCAUUGCCCAAGGAGCCGAGUUCAUGACAGCCGGUAUCGCCGGUGGAGGAGGAGGAGAAGGAGGAACAGGAUCCUCGAUCAAUACUCCUCAGUUCCCAAAAGUUCCCGAGAUCGUCAGUUCAACGUCACCUUCAACAACAACCGUUGAACCAUUAUUGGACACGGAAACGGUCCGGAUCGUUCCCGUCCCCCUAGCCGUAAUCAGUAGCCUUAACAGUAACAGUAGCAUUAACACUAACCAAAGAGUAGCGCCAAGUCAACAAACGCCGAGCAGUACCGUAGAUCCUUUUGGAUUACGUUUCAAAACGGCAAAGUACUUCAACAAGGGUGACAGUGGGAAGAAACGAUUCGAGAAGAAAUCGGCAGCAGUGAUACCGACCCCGGUUGCAGUUAUGGCCGACUGGCGGUGUCCCAACAUUAGUCAAAGCCGUAACUUGGAAUGCGGAUGUGAUAUGCCUCAUACGUUGAGGUGCGUGGGUGAUAUGCAUGGUCUGGAGCUGGUGGCUGAUGGGCUGCGAUCUUCGAAGUAUCCGGUUUCCUUGCUGGAUUGUACCUUGAAAAAUGUUACAGUUAUCAAUGAUGUAAACAUUUUCGACAAUGUAUCCCUACAGGGACUGGUUAUUUCAUCCGGGGAGAUCAAACGUGUCAAUCGAUUGGCAUUUGCAGGCAUCAAAGGAUCCCUCCAGGUUCUAGGCUUACCGAACAACGCAUUAACAGCUGUCCCAACACAAGCAUUGGUAUCGAUUCCUCUUCUAGAUAGACUCGAUCUCUCCAACAACAGACUGAAAAUUAUUCAGAACGUAGAUUUCGUCCCGGUACCAAUGCUUUCAUACCUAGAGCUGAGUGAAAACCAAAUAUCGAUCAUCUCAACUAAAAGCUUUAUCCCGUUGAAAAAUCUGGUUCACCUAAAGUUAAACGCGAAUCGUCUCGGCGAAGCUCCCCAAAGUCUAAAAGCACUUGAGGCUUGUCUCAACCUCCGAGAGCUAGAUCUGCGAGAGAACACCAUUCGAGGACCGCUGAAAAACACAACGUUACCAAUGAUCAAAAGUUUGGAGAUACUAAAUCUGGACAAGAACUCUAUCACCAGCAUCCAAAACGGAGCUCUAGAAGGACUAGCGUAUCUGCAGAUGCUCUCUCUCCGUCACAACCAAAUCGACGUACUUCAGGACCACGCCUUCUCCGGAUUAGCUUCACUGCAAGUUCUCGACCUGGGACACAACGGAAUCGUAGCGAUAUCCGGCUCGUCUCUUAAACACCUGCCCCGCCUUGUAGUCCUAGACCUUACCCACAACUUCCUCCGAGCUCUCACGACGGACGUCGUUUCACCGCUGCCGUCCCUCAAAGAACUUCGCCUGGACGGAAACGACAUUUCCAUCAUAGCCCAGAAUGCCCUGUACAACGCUUCGGAACUUCACAGUCUAUCGCUGGAGAACAAUCCCCUAGCCUGUGAUUGUUCCAUGAAACCAUUCGCCGAAUGGCUUGCAACCUCACGUAUUGCGUCUCAAGACGUCCUCGGAGCAGUUUGUGCCACUCCACCCCACCUAGAGGGUGCUUCCUUCCUACAAGUAGCAGCGGAAAAGAUGAACUGCAACGCCAACGGGAAAGAUCGAUCCGAUGCCGGUACCUUCAAAACCAUCGAAGUUAUGUUGAAGCUUAAGAACAACGAGUCUUACGUGAGGGACAUUGGUAGUGAGGUUCAGCUGAAAAGUAUCAAUUUUACCGAUGAAAGUGACGUCUAUCUGCACUGGCGGAUGCAAACCGAUGAAUAUUCCUGUCGCUUUGUGUACGUUUUUCAUGACGAUGAUCCGGAGAAUAUUUUGUUUAACUCGGAGGUUUUUUGUAUCCAGCUACCGGAAUUAGCCAAUGCUACAGAUUAUGUGUUUUCUACCAAACUGAUUGGCGCAUACGAUUUUCAGAGUGAGCUCAGCUACAAAUUCUGCCUGAUCAUGAAGGAGGACAUUUCCAAGGACGAAUUUCUGGGUGCGUGUCAGGUGACAAUUCUUCCGGCUCCGAUCGUCAACCGCACAAAAUCCAGAUCCAUCAAGAAGGAACUUUUCCCUGCAAAUGCGGCUCAAAAUUACCCCUCGAAUAGUGACAUCUCAGAUUUGGACCGAAUUGCUGGAAGUGAUCACCAAGACGAUGACUCGGAUACGGAGGAUGGAUCCUACUACGACGAUAUGCUACAGGAUCGUGCUGAAGAUCAGAAUCCGGAACUGACGGCUUUCGACCGAAUGCGGUUGGCCGAGGAUGCCGCAGCGAGACUUCCCUCGGUCGGAGUUAGUCGAAUGGUUUUGGAAGGACUAGGGGCGAUCAUUAUUCUGACCAGUUUGAUGGCAUUCAUUUGGGGAUUCAUUAGGCUUAAAAGUGGAUACGGCAGUAUGCCUUCGAUGAGUAAUUGCUACUCGAUCGACGAUAGGAGAGGGACGAUCCAUGAAGCGGAAAGUAGGAACAGGUAUUUUAAGUUACAGGCUACCACUAGUUUAUGAAGGUAAUUUGGAACUAACAUUUUUGUAGGUUAUGUUUCGAAUAAAAAAGUUUGGAUGUAGCAUAUAUUGGAUAAUUGUUAGGUGGAUUCAAUUGUCUAACAAAGUUUGAACCUUUUUCAAAUGGUGUAAAUUAAUGUAAAUAGGUAUUUUAAUUUUUUAAAACAUAUUUAUAUUUUGCCAUAAUUUUGUAUACAAAAGUAAGGAAUCAAAACCAGGAAAUUUGUCUGUAAUAGCCUCGGUUACUGUUACUUACCGUUGAUAAAUCAACACUAACAACACCCUGAUUUCAUAGUACAUCGUUCGUGCCAUUGUGUU